This is a messenger RNA of Planococcus citri (citrus mealybug), 4289 nucleotides long. Its product is annotated as transcription factor sox-3-like. Gene Ontology annotation, biological process: cell differentiation; regulation of DNA-templated transcription; anatomical structure morphogenesis. Lineage: Eukaryota; Metazoa; Arthropoda; Insecta; Hemiptera; Pseudococcidae. The transcript is spliced from 2 exons. The record is from RefSeq and is a predicted model, not a curated record. Gene Ontology annotation, molecular function: RNA polymerase II cis-regulatory region sequence-specific DNA binding; DNA-binding transcription factor activity, RNA polymerase II-specific. The coding region runs from base 344 to 1108 and encodes 254 amino acids.
UAGCGAGGCGGAGCGCUUUUUCAUUGGUUUAUAACCGCGAACACCGCCAACAUGUGCUAUGUAUUCGACUGAUAACACCUUAAAAAUUACACAGCCAAGACUGUGAGGCAUUUGACUAAUAUCAGCUGUUUGUUUAUUCGACAGUAAUUCCGACCAUACUGGUGCGCAUUCAGGUAUUACAUUCGCGCGUUACAAGGUGUUUACCAAUUUACACACGUGUAUUUUUUAAACCAUUUUCCAUUUUUAUCUCUUGAAAAAAAAAAUAAUAAUAAAUAAAUAAAAUAAUGAUUUAAACGAUUAAAACAUUAUUGUUUCGUCUUUAACGAGAAGUAGUUUUGCGAAUAUGAGUGCGAAUAAAUUAAUUAUACCGGGCGUCAAUAACGAAGGCCAUAUAAAAAGGCCUAUGAACGCUUUUAUGGUUUGGUCGCGAGGUCAAAGGCGUAAAAUGGCUCAAGAAAAUCCAAAGAUGCAUAAUUCGGAAAUUUCAAAACGGCUCGGAGCGGAAUGGAAAUUACUAACUGAGAUGGAAAAGAGACCUUUUAUCGACGAAGCUAAAAGAUUAAGGGCUUUGCACAUGAAAGAGCACCCGGACUAUAAAUACCGUCCACGACGAAAACCGAAGCCACUUCUGCAGCAAAAAAAGGAAACCAAAUAUAACGAUUGUCCGGUAGAUAACGUAUCGUUUGCACGCAAUCCUUUCUUCCCACCUCACCAUUCGUUCAGCGAAACGGACUUCAAACUUUCCAGAGCUCUGUUCUCAUCUCUACACUACCCAUUUUAUCAAUCAGCGGCCAAGUUCCACCCUUCGGACGCCAGCAAUUGCAAAAUAUCCACCGAUUUCACGCUGCAAGCUUUAUACGGUACGUCGUAUUAUUCGCAAGCUGCUGCAGCCGCUGUUGCCGCGUCUUGGCCAUCUAUACCAACGACCCAUUGCGGCGUCUCAUGUAUAAAUUGCACCUCAUCGUCGCCGGGCGACGAAGUCUGCAGAAAGUCGUCUCCAUCGCCGGACAGAUUAUCCGAAAGUUCUACCUUGAAAAGACCUAUAGCUUGUUUGGUGAUGAAACAGCGUGAAAAUGGGUUCUCGCCUCCGGCAUCGCACGUUAUAUGAAAACCACUCCCGGUUCUCCCCGCAGAAUCCACGGUCACGCGGGAGAACUUGGGUUCGUCAACAUUCUGGCCGAGCAACUUUUCGCAGUAUUGGUCAACACCGCCUUUGUCGUUCGCUACCGCAGCAGCCGCCGCCGGAUUACAAUCGUCCUUACAUGAUACUCAUAAUCAGCAAACGUCGCCUACGGAUUUGAGUAAUUCGUAAGAGCUGGUAAGUGUAGUAUGUAUUGGGUGCCCUUUUAAUGUGGAGGCACGAUAUCGACAAUCAAAAUCUGGUUUGGUGUGAUCUGCUCGGUGUAUUGGUGUCAAAAAAAGAGGGCUUUGCAAAUUGAAAAACCACAUAUCAGCGAUCGAUGUUUUUAAGGGGAGAAAAAGGACAAUAAUUGACUACUAUUUGAUCAAAGAAGGGAAGAGGAUGUCGGGGAAUUCAUAGUUUAUUGUAGAAUGACAAGCAACAUGAAUCUGGGGUCAAAACUAAGGCAAAAUUUUUCUGCAUAAAAAACUUUCGAGAACGAUUACGAUUCAAUUAAAAAACAAAAGAAAGAAGCCAUAAAACAAAAAAAAUGCAAUAAAAGAGAAAAAUGAUACCAAAGAAGAACUGAAACGAUAUCAAGUAAGCAUUCGCAAGAGGCCUCAAUUUUUCAAAAAAUGUAAAAAAUUGUAUAAGUUGCCAAAAACGUUUCUGUUUAAACAAAAUUUUAAGGGUUUUUUCUUUUUGUUGUAAAUUAAAAAUGGCUGACUUUUUUUUAGAAACAAAUCAUAAAGUUACACUUUUUUUCAGUAGCAUCGGUAUUCAAAAAAAAAAUUCUCAAACAAUUUUUUUUCCAAAAAACCCAUAAUUUUUGACCCAAGCAAUAAAGAAAAAAAACUUACAAUUUCAUUAGGUAGAAACUUUUUCUCAAAUUUUUAUAAUUUAUGCAUUUUUUCCAAACAUUGAAGAAUUUUGAGCUUUCAGAAGAUACUUACGUGAUUAUAAUCAAAAUUAUUUUUUUUAAAUUUCUAAUAAGUAUGCUCUUCAGUCCUCAAGAGACAUUUUUUCGCAGUAUAGGAAUUCUCAAAAACUUAAUUUCGUUAUUUUCGACUCACCUUACCUGUAUAAGUUAGAAUUCCUCUACUUUCACUUUUUCAAAUUGAGAGAGCAAUUAAGUCGCCAGAUUUAAAUCUUGAAAGUCAGGAGAAUGUACGUGAGCUCCAUAAAGUGGACUUGAUGAUGUUAAAAUGCGCGUAAAUGAAUGUUACUUGCUUAUAUUAGUGAUUUUCAACAUGAAAAGUUGUCCAACAAAUUGAAAAACAGAACAAAAAAGGGACAAUUUCUCAAAUUUUAUUUGAAAGGAAGGAGGAAGGGAUUCAAUUAUUACUAUCAAUUUUUUUCACUACUUAAGAAAGCAUUUCGAUUUUUUUUUUCAAUUCAAAAUUUUCAGAUUUCUGAUCUUUUCUCCCAAAUUUAUCAUCACUUGAGAGAAAAUUUUCAGAAAAAUUUACAAAAUAAAGGAAGAAUAAUUUGAAAAAUUCAAAAAUUGUCGAUUUAAAAUAUUUUUUAAAAAAAGUCAUUUUCCCAAAAAUACCGCAAUAUUUUUCAGAAAGGGAGUCGCAAAAUUUGGGUUCCAUUGAAAAAUAGAAAAAAAGACGAAAGCAGGACAAUUUCUCAAAUUUUAUUCGAAUGGAAGGGGAGGGGUUCAAUAAUAUUACAAUUGAUUUUUUCACUAAUUCUAAGUACUUACUUACGAAAGAAUUUCAAUUUUCUUCAAUUCAAAAUUUUCAGAUGUUAAAAUCCUUUCUUCAAAAUUUAUCACCCCUUGAAAGAAAAUUUUUGGAAAUUCAAAUUUUCAAAAUAUGGGCAGAAUAAAUGGGAAAUUCAAAAAUGUUUGAUUUAAAAUUUAAAAAAACAAGUCAUUUCCACAAAAAUACCUCAUUAUUUUUCAGAAGAGGAAGUCUCAACAUUUUUGUUCCACGAUUCCACGAUUAAAAAAUAGAAAAGAGUGAGUAGGUACGAAAUGUCAACAUCACCAUUUCACGAGUUAAGUGGAGUACCAGUAUUGGGAACCUCGGGAAGGUACAGUCUAUGUCUAUUACAUUUUUGAGCCUUCAUUCGUCUCUUAUCUCUUUCAAAUGGAAAAUCAGGAGUUGAAACAGGUGACAAAAUAAUUUUCAAUUCAGUUUUAUAAAAAUAUGAAGGAAAUUUCGAAAUUGGUGGAAGAAUGUGGGAUCCAUUUUCGAUCACACAAUACAGCUCAUGUCAGUUGAAUUAUUGAAAGCAAAUCGCAAGUGAUUUUCUUGGCAUAAUUCUUCUACUACAUAUUUUACAGAUUCUAAAUCCCGGUUUGCCCUGCUGCUUCCAUAUUUCUGAAAUUUUCAUAAAAAUGAAAUUUUUCUUCCGAAUUUCAUUAAUUUUCGAAAUUUAAAUUAGAAAGUUGAACUCAGAGAGUCACUGAAACACUGAGAAAUACCGAAUGGGGCGAUUGCAGGUCAAUAUUUCAAAAACAGUACCCGCCCUCUUACCCCUCACAUACCAAGAUUUUUUUUUAUUGGACUUUUGUAAACGUAGAAAAUGUAAAAGGAACAAAAAUCUCUCACACCUUUACACGUUCAAACACGCCAAUCUACCAAUAUCGAAAAAAAAAACUUCAAGGAUUCACGAGCAGGUCAAUUACACCACAUACCACUUGUAAAAUAGACACACUGAAAAUCCUAAAAAUCGAUCUCAAAACCUACAUACGUUUUUUUUUAUUACCAUACAUCGUAAAAAUACCCGAGCAAUCGAUAUAUUUAUCAUUUUUUUCACGACAUAAUUACCAACAAUUACCUAAAAUUCCAAAGAAACAGUUACAUAAUUAGUGUUGUAAAUUUUAAGUAGGAUUUAAAAAAAAACAUAGAAAGGUAUAAAUAAAUGUACAUUUAUUUCAAGUGCAAUUUGUCUAUAUUUGAAUCGCUAUUCCUACAGCAAUAUUUUGUGUAUGCUUUUACAAAUAUAGUAAUUAAUAUUUUGUAUGUAACUAUAGUUAUAAAAGUAUAAUUUAUUUGUUAAAUAAUGAUUGUAGAUUUAGUAUUUCGUAGAUUUUGUUUUCUUGUUACGUAUAUUUUGUUUCAAUUUUCGAUUGUAUUUAUUAUUUUUUUUUUUCGCGGGGGGUAUUAUUAUAUUUUGUUUUUUUCCAUGAAUUAUAAAUACGGUAAUUGGUUCGAAA